Messenger RNA from Ambispora gerdemannii, 987 nucleotides. The record is from the annotation of a GenBank genome assembly. NCBI's taxonomy places the organism in Eukaryota, Fungi, Glomeromycota, Glomeromycetes, Archaeosporales, Ambisporaceae.
AUGUCCAUCACUAAUCCGUCAGCUGAGGUCGCUAAGAGGUGGAAGCGGUCAGACGUUCUUAAAUAUUUGAAGUCCAAGCAGGAUGAGAUGGAUCUGGAUGACGAAGAUAUAAAAAUUAUUGAGAAAAAUAAGGUCGCCGGUCAAGUUUUCAUUUCCUUGACAGAAGAUAAGCUUUUAGCCCCUCCAUAUAACCUUCUCGGCGGACCAGCCGGAACCAUAGCACUUUUGAUCAAGGCACUUAACGGUGAAGUACAAGUACCGGCAUCUCUCCAGGAACCAGAAACUGCUGAAGAUUUUGAAAAGACGUGUAUUAACGAACUCCCUCAUAAUCCUAUCUCGACUUCUGAAGAAAAUUCAGUUGGCACUCACUUGCCCGAAAAUGAUUUACCCGAAGCUACCCGUAUCAAUAAACAAUCUCAUGAUCUCGUUAACGCUGAACAUGAUUUACAAAUUGCCAAAGCUAUUGAAAAGACUCAUGAUCCUAUAUCGAUUCUGAAGAAGUUGACGCUCACUUGCCUGAGAUUGCCUCUGGGCUCCUCCGUUAUUAUGAUGGAAAUAAAUGUUUUGCGAAAGCUGUUUGCAGACGAACAUCCAGCACAAAUGCACCUUUCACAGUUGGAGGCUCAAUUAAAGGCAAGCUGUGUGCUUAGUGGGCGAGGUGCAUCCUCGGUGUCUCCUUGUGAGGCGAGGUGCGCCCUCGUGAGAUUGGAUGUGUCCUUAUCUCCAAAAGCGAAACAGAUGCCACGAAAAAUGAAAAAGACCUAUAGAAGAAAAAUAUCGAAAUUAACAAAAAUGCUUGCCAAGAAAGAUGUUGUAAAAGAAGAAAUAGAAAUCGCAAAGAAUUCUGUGAUUGCAAAGGGAUACCAUCGGAUAAAUAAACAUUAUGAAGAUUACCAUGAGGCGAGCACUCAACUCGUUAAACGAAAUUUGUCUGAUGAUGGAAAUGAGGUGUCUCUGGCUACAAAAAGAGCGAGAACCACGAAAUAA